Molecule: messenger RNA, 1118 nt
Organism: Chelonoidis abingdonii (Abingdon island giant tortoise)
Lineage: Eukaryota; Metazoa; Chordata; Testudines; Testudinidae
Source: RefSeq, a predicted model, not a curated record
GGCUCCGUGGCGGCUAGGGCUCAAGCCCUCGAAGGAGUUCGAUGGACUGCGGCUCCAAAGAUGGGAGCAUCACAGAAGUGAAUGUGAGCCCCUGCCCCAUACAGCCCUGCCAGCUCCAGAAAGGGACGUCCUACAGCGUCAAUGUCACUUUCUCCAGCAAGAUCGACAGCCAGGGCAGCAAAGCAAAAGUGUAUGGGGAAAUACUCCAUGUGGAUGUACCCUUUCCCAUCCCUGAGCCUGACGGAUGCAAGAGUGGGAUCCAGUGCCCCAUUGAGAAAGGCCAUUCCUACAGCUACCUGAACAAGCUGCCUGUGAAAAGCGAGUACCCCAGUAUUAAAUUGAUUGUCCAGUGGGAGCUGAUUGAUGACCAAGGCCAGAUGCUAUUCUGCUGGAAGAUACCUGUCCAGAUCACCAGCUAAGGAGCCCUGCUUGCCCUGUGGGGGGCUUUGGGGGAGGGUAGACAUGAAAACCUAGGUCAGACUCUUCUUACAUAAUGGGCAUUUCCUGGCAUCUGUUUCAAAAUUCUGCAGCCUCCAAGCAGCCAGCACUGUGUUCUCCCAAAGCUGAGGUACAGUUGCUGCAGGAGCAUCACAGGCAGAGGGCUCAACUCCCUGUAGCUUGAGAGAGAGCAGAGUCUGGCAGCUGCUGAGCAGCACACUGCUGGAGCUCUGUAGGUUUUUGUCUGCUUGAAAUGAGCAUCACAAAGAGAUCUCUCUCUAAUGCAGUGGGGUUGGUGUCUGUUAACCCUUGAGUGCCUGUUCUGAUAGGAUGCUGCUGCAUCCCUCUGCUUUUCUCCUGCUCAGUCAUGACCAGAGUGUUCCUGCAACCUGCAUCUGCCAUCCAGAGCCAAUGGAGGGUAAAGAGAGGAGACGCACUGUCACUUGUCUUCCCUGAGCACUGGUGUCUCCUUGGCCCAGCAGCGGCCAGAACUCUACAGCUGGGAGAAUGCUUCCUCUAUACAGGCACAAACCAAAACUGCACACAGCAUCGCUGCAGGGAUGACUUACUAACCAGUGAUAUGCACUGUCUGCUAACUUACGUGAAACUGCUGCUGGGGGCUCUUCACCUCUAACAUCUUUUUAUAACUUUCCUUUUAAUAAAGGCUCAAUAAAAACUGC